Daphnia pulicaria is the source of this 1939-nucleotide messenger RNA. Its product is annotated as F-box and WD repeat domain-containing 11-A-like. The record is from RefSeq and is a predicted model, not a curated record. Gene Ontology annotation, molecular function: protein binding. NCBI's taxonomy places the organism in Eukaryota, Metazoa, Arthropoda, Branchiopoda, Diplostraca, Daphniidae. The transcript has 11 exons. Bases 179 to 1552 code for a protein of 457 amino acids.
UUUUCGUAUUUUCGUCUGCUGGUAAACAAUAAUAAACCAACAAGGCGGCGCAACAGGUGUGCGUCUUCAGAAAGCAUCUACUUUUUUUCUAAAAGAGCAACCGGUGACGAACUUGAUUUCCCAUCAAUCGAAUCCCAGAAACAAAACUGUUUUGGUGUUUGGACACCAAACCCUGAAAAUGGAAAGUGACAUUUUGAGUUCACUGAAAGGCGGUUAUCCUCACUUGACCGAGAAAAUUCUUAAUCUGCUGGAUGCUCGCAGUUUGGCAAAUGCUGAGCUUGUGUGUAGACAGUGGAGAUCCUUCAUUGCUGAUGGAAGGUGUUGGAAAAAAUAUCUUCUGUCCAAAAAAGUCACUAGCAUUCCAAAUAUUUUCAGUUGGGCUGAAUAUUCUGGAGAUAGUGAGUCUGAAAGGCAUCACAAUAAACAAGACUGGAUGAAAAUCCACAAUUUUUAUCAGAAAUUAGAAGAUAACUGGCGAUCAGCUUCUUGCAGACAGCAGAAAAUAGUGGAUCAUCAAGUCAAGUACUUUUCCAUGAACACCAAGAAAAUAUUCACUGCCAAUUACAUGGGGAGUCAUUGUGUUCUACAAACCUGGAACAGAAAAUCUCUUCAUUGCGAAAGGAAUUUCACAGACGGAGACAAACUUAAAAUAGUCAGCAUGGAUUGUGACGAUGAUUUCCUUGUCACAAUGUCAAUCGCUUGGUUUAAUCGCCCCGGUAUACCUUGCGUAUCUACCAUCUUAGUUCGUGAAUUACAAUCUGGAGAAGUGAUAAAAAGGAUUAUGGGCAAUUAUUCGCGUUCAUGUGGAUAUGAAACGUCUUUCAAGAUCUGCGUUGGCCAUGGAUUGCUCAUCAGUCAUCAGGUUGUCGGUGAACAGCCAAACGGUCGUCUGAUACUCCAGGAGGAUGUUCUUAAAUCUCGUCUGGAUUUAUGGCGAAUGGCGAAUGUACGGGAAAUUGAAGCUAAAAGCACUGUGUGUCUUGUUCCCAUUUCCAAAUUGAAUGUGCUCUAUCCAGUUCGCAUUGGCCAUGACGAAAAUUACAUCGUCGUUCACCGCAGCGAUCCGCCUCGUUUUGAAAUCAUAUCGACGUCUUCUCUGAACCUCACCAGGACCAUCGACGCUUUCGAUUACUGUCCCAGUGUUCAUUAUAAGGACGGAUUAAUUGUGUCGAGUUCCGACCACAUGGACACUCACACACGCACCUGCUGCAUCAUCAGGAUAUGGGACGCGGAAACGGGUUUGUGCUUGCGGGAAAUUCAAGAACCUGAGCCCGAACGAUAUUCAAAUUUGAAUCAUCUAGUUGGAUUCACCACCAAUUAUCUAAUCACUGUACCGGCCGACCUGUCAAUGUUGAAAGGAGUGAUCAAAAUCCAAGAUCUCAGCGUUGCCAUAGACUUGCACAGCAAUCAGACUUCCGCAUCGACUGUCGUUGCAACUCUUGAACUGGAUUGGAGUAACUCGUGGUUCGAUCGUUUCAUAGUUGACGAUUUCCAGCUCGUUUAUUUUCAUGAUCAAGAACUUGUCGUGCACAGUUUUGCUCCAGAGGUUUAACGAGUGGAUUGCAGCGUUCCUAAAAUACCCUUCAAAUGUUACUUAUUUGGCGGUCUUUGACUUAAGCUUUUUUUUUUUAAUUUUUCGUAUUGCUGAAUCCGGAUUAGAAAUCUCUGGGCUAUAGUUUCGCCCUCGUAUUUCCUCGUAUUUCGGUUUGAAUAAGUGAAUAACAUUUGUAAUAUUCGAAAGACAGUUAGGCUAAUUUAGAUAUUGUGUGGUCCAUUUCUUGCUAUUCAGAGACUUUGAAACACAACUGGGUAAUAGUGUACAUUUAUUGAGUGAUCUAUUCAAUAGGUUGCAAGUGGAAUAACGUUCAUCGAUUGUCUAAUUAUGUAUCAAAGUGAAUGUCCCCAAUAAUUCAGAUGCGAUUAAACUUUAAAACAGUUA